UUAUUGAUGAUAAUUCUUUCAAAGUAAAAAAAAGAAAAAAAAAUCAAGAUUUAGAAAGUUUUUCAGAUUUAAAUAUUAAUAUUCCUGGCUUUGUAGGAAAUAUUUCAUCAAGAAAGCUUAUAACUUUUAUUACUGCAGGGUCUAGCUUGUAUCAAUUACUUGAAGCACUUAAUAAUAAUUGGGUACUUUUAGAUAUAAUUAAUGAUAUUAGUAUUAUAUGGAAGCGAGAAAAAAAUCUUCAAACUUCUUUACCAAUUUCAAAUAAUACAUUUAAUAAUAUUUUAAAUAAUCAAAUAAAUAUUGUUAAUAUAGAGGAUAUUGAGAAAAAUAUUGAACAAAAUUUAGAAAAUGAGGAAUUGGAGAAGAAUGAAUUGGAUAAGAAGAAUGAAUCAGAGGAGGAUAAAUUGGAGGAGAAUGAUUUA
This is a messenger RNA of Dentiscutata heterogama, 422 nucleotides long. NCBI's taxonomy places the organism in Eukaryota, Fungi, Glomeromycota, Glomeromycetes, Diversisporales, Gigasporaceae. The record is from the annotation of a GenBank genome assembly.